AUGCUUCGCUCGAUUAAUCGUCCAGCUUUGGGUUGGCGUGUGAUCCAACUCCCACAACAGUCAUCAUGGACAACAGUUCGACAAGCGUCGCUCAAUUCUGCGAUUGGCCGUGGCAUUCGCAGAUCUGGUCCUCGGUCAUCGUCCUCAAGGAUCGCGGAUGAUGAGGAUGGCCGCCCAAGAGUACAACGCGAUGGACGACGCGAUGAUUUCCAGGGCUCACGAGGUUAUCAGCGACGUGAUGAUAGAGAUGACAAGUCAUUCGGAGACAGACGUUUCCGAUCCACCGGAUUCGAGGAGCGCCAGGCUCCGCGUUACCCACGCCGGGAUGAUAGACAGGAAAAGUCCUUCAAAGAGAGACGUUUUAGGUCGAACAAACCCGAUGAGCGGCAGGUUCCGCGCAGUUACCCUCGCCGGGAUGACAGGCAAGAAACGUUAUUUAAGGAGAAGCGUGUCAGGUCAGCCGAUUCCGAUGAGAUGCCGCGCAACUACCCACGCCGGGACGACAGACAGGAGAAGUCUUUCAGGGAUAGACAAUCCGGAUCGCCUGCAUUUGAUGAGAAGGAAUUCAUCCGGAAUGGUAAUUUUCAAGCUCUACCCCGUGAACACCAGGCCAGUGGAGCGUCAAGAUGGAACCAGGAUACACCAAGCCAACGACCCAGACGGGGAAAUCCAAAGUCAUCAAUAAGACCUCGUUCGGAAUGGGUAUCAGAGACCAUGCCGGAACGUGUCAAGGACAAUGUGAAAGUCCCAGACUCCAUUCCCUACACCACCCCUGCCUCGGAAUUUAUCUACGGCACCAGUGCGGUGGAAGCCGCACUUCGCUGCAGUCGGCGUCAAGUCUACAAACUUUAUCUUUACCAGGCCGCCGAUGAAGAACUUAGCCCAUCAAAAGCCGCUCUCCGCAAGCUGGCUCUCACGAAGAACAUAAAUAUCAAGUUGGCAUUUGCAGGAUGGGAUCGGAUAUUCGACAAGAUGAGUGCUGGUCGACCACACAACGGGUGCAUUUUGGAAGCCUCUCCAUUGCCUAAGCUGCCUGUUCGUGGCCUUCAGUCAGUUCCCUCCACAACUGAGAGCCACUUCCGCGUGGAAUUGGCACCACAGACUCGGGAGGAAGCCAUAGUGAACGGUACAGAUGACAGUCUUCCAGUCGUUCAGCCCCCUGUUUCACCAGAAGGGGAAAAGUCCCAACGUUUCCCUGUGGCAUUACUGCUGGACGGGGUUGUCGAUCCCGGCAACCUAGGUGCUAUUAUUCGAUCUGCUUAUUACCUCGGAAUCGAUGCGAUCAUUUUUGCCGGUCGCAAUUCUGCGCCUCUGUCGCCUGUGACAAUCAAGGCAUCUGCUGGCGCGGCAGAGAACAUGUCUCUGCUUCACGUCAAGAAUGAAGUUGAUUUCAUAAAACGAUCCCAAGCCAAUGGCUGGCGUUUCUACGCUGCCGAUGCACCGGGUCCAGGUGCCACAUAUAUUGGCCGGGCUGAAGCUAGUGGAGAUUCGAAUAGUGGUCUUCUCGCGACUCAAGCCCCGAGCGUACUGAUGAUGGGCAGCGAAGGGUCUGGACUUAGUGUGCAAAUCAAAUCACAUGCGGACGCGACUGUCAGCAUACCUGGUGCGCGACACAGUGCGGAGCUGGGAGUCAAAUCUGACCCUGCACGGAUCGAUAGUUUGAACGUCAGUGUAGCUGCCGCAAUCCUGAUGGAAAUGUUCCUGCGGACACCCUUGGCGUUAUCUGGGGCUGUUAAGAAGUCCAAGAACGAGAUGUGGUGA
Molecule: messenger RNA, 1761 nt
Organism: Penicillium odoratum
Lineage: Eukaryota; Fungi; Ascomycota; Eurotiomycetes; Eurotiales; Aspergillaceae
Product: RNA methyltransferase, TrmH family
Exons: 1
Coding region: 1-1761 (586 amino acids)
Biological process (GO): rRNA methylation
Cellular component (GO): mitochondrion
Molecular function (GO): RNA binding; RNA methyltransferase activity
Source: RefSeq, a predicted model, not a curated record